Molecule: messenger RNA, 4788 nt
Organism: Hippopotamus amphibius kiboko
Lineage: Eukaryota; Metazoa; Chordata; Mammalia; Artiodactyla; Hippopotamidae
Gene: SENP1
Product: SUMO specific peptidase 1
Exons: 20
Coding region: 827-2743 (638 amino acids)
Biological process (GO): protein desumoylation
Cellular component (GO): nucleus
Molecular function (GO): deSUMOylase activity
Source: RefSeq, a predicted model, not a curated record
GGAAGCUGGGGGAGGGGUGAGGAUGGAGGGAGCUUGGGCCGGGAGGCAGUGCGGGCCCGAGCCCGGCAGCCUGGGCUGGGCUGGACGGAAGCGGGGACGGCUGUGGGGACGGCGCUUUUCCCUCUGCCCCGCCCCCUGGGACCACCUCCCCUCCCCCCUGCCGUCUGCCGGCCGCGAUCUGGCCGGUGGCCGUUAGUUAGGUUUCCCGAGGCCGUAUCUUGAGGCCUCUUUCUCCGGAGUCGAGGAGAGGCCGUCUCCCUGCGGCCACGGCCGGCCCCAUCUCAGCGCCCAGCCCUACUUGUGAGAAAAAGGCCGGUUGGGAUUUCGGGGCUUUCCCGCCAGAGCAGGUCUUCUCUCAGGGGAAAGCUGUUUUCACAGGGAAGCUCAGCUUUUCUGUUAUACCUGCUUCACCUCCCGCCUUCCUUGAGACCUGAAAGAUAUUUCUCGACUACUUCUGCGUCUCACGUAAACAUUUCUCCAACUCUUUUACUCUGUGGUAUUUCCCCGAGAUGUGAUACCGCUAGUGCCACCACCAGAAAGAAACGUCUGGACCCUCCUGCCCAGGUUAUGAAAAUCCCCUUAACUACCACCGUUUGCUUACCUGGCUCAUCGCCUCCUGAUUUCCUGUUGUGUUCAGCUACUUACCUGACUUCACCUGAAUACCUGACUUUGUAUCUUUGCUGAAGUCAGUGAUGUGAAAACACCUGACAUGGCCCAGGAUGUCCGGAAGCAAGCAUAAAAGCAACAGUGAUGUAGGUGGUACUGCUAAGAAGCGCCAGCCGUUGUACUGUACUACGGUACUUUUCAAGAUGAUAUUGCUGAUAGGAUGAGGAUGGAUGCUGGAGAAGUAACAUUAGUGAACCACAACUCCAUAUUCAAAACCCAUCUCCUGUCACAAACAGGUUUUCCAGAGGACCAGCAUUCACUUUCUGACCAUCAGAUUUUACCUUCCAGGCAAGGAAAUUUGGACCGAUCUUACACUUGUUCUACAAGAAGUGCAUCUUAUAAUCCAAAUUAUUAUUCAGACAACCCUUCCUCAGACAGUUUUCUUGGCUCAGGAGACCUAAGAACCUUUGGCCAGAGUGCAAAUGGCCAGUGGAGAAAUUCCACUCCGGCAUCAGGUUCAACUUUACAAAAAUCAAGAAACAGCCGAAGUCUUUACCUCGAAACCCGAAAGACCUCAAGUGGAUUAUCAAACACUUUUACAGGGAAGUCAAACCAUCACUGCCAUGUGUCUGCAUAUGAAAAAUCUUUUCCUAUUAAGCCUGUUCCAAGUCCAUCUUGGAGUGGUUCAUGUCGUCGAAAUCUUUUGAGUCCCAAGAAAUCUCAGAGGCGACAUAUUAGUACAGCAGAAGAGACAGUUCAAGAGGAAGAACGAGAGAUUUACAGACAGCUGCUUCAGAUGGUCACAGGGAAACAGUUUUCUGUAGCCAAACCCACCACACAUUUUCCUUUACACCUGUCUCGUUGUCUUAGUUCCAGUAAGAAUACUUUGAAAGACUCACUGUUUAAAAAUGGAAAUUCUUGUGCAGCUCAGAUCAUUGGCUCUGAUACUUCGUCAUCUGGAUCUGCCAGCAUUUUAACUGCCCAGGAACAAUUGUCCCACAGUGUGUUUUCCAUAUCAUCUUAUACCCCAGAUGUUGUUGCAUUUGGAUCCAAAGAUUCUGAUCCUCUCCAUCAGCCCCAACAUCACCACUCUCUUUCACAUCAGCCAGAUAACUUAACAUCUUCAAGUACACAAUCUGAAGGAUCAGACUCUGUGAUUUUACUCAAAGUGAAAGAGUCCCAGACUCCAGCUCCCAGUCCUACUUUUUUCCAGGCAGAGCUGUGGAUCAAAGAAUUAACUAGUGUUUAUGAUUCUCGAGCACGGGAAAGAUUGCGCCAGAUUGAAGAGCAGAAAGCACUGGCAUUACAGCUUCAAAACCAGAGACUGCAGGAACAGGAACAUUCAGUACAUGAUUCAGUAGAACUGCAUCUUCGUGUGCCUCUUGAAAAGGAGAUCCCUGUCACGAUUGCCCAAGAAACAGGAAAAAAAGGUCAUAAAUUAACUGAUAGUGAAGAUGAAUUUCCUGAAAUCACAGAGGAAAUGGAGAAAGAAAUAAAGAAUGUAUUUCGUAAUGGGAACCAGGAUGAAGUUCUGAGUGAAGCAUUCCGUUUGACCAUUACACGCAAAGAUAUUCAAACUCUAAACCAUCUGAACUGGCUCAAUGAUGAGAUCAUCAAUUUCUACAUGAAUAUGCUGAUGGAGCGAAGUAAAGAGAAGGGAUUGCCAAAUGUGCACGCGUUUAAUACCUUUUUUUUCACUAAGUUAAAAACAGCUGGUUAUCAAGCAGUGAAACGUUGGACAAAGAAAGUAGAUGUCUUUUCUGUUGACAUUCUUUUGGUGCCCAUUCACCUGGGAGUGCACUGGUGUCUUGCUGUUGUGGACUUUAGAAAGAAGAAUAUUACCUAUUACGACUCCAUGGGUGGGAUAAACAAUGAAGCCUGCAGGAUCCUCUUGCAGUACCUGAAGCAAGAAAGCAUUGACAAGAAAAGGAAAGAGUUUGACACCAAUGGCUGGCAACUCUUCAGCAAGAAAAGCCAGGAAAUUCCACAGCAGAUGAAUGGAAGCGACUGCGGCAUGUUUGCCUGCAAAUAUGCUGACUGCAUUACCAAAGACAGACCAAUCAACUUCACGCAGCAACACAUGCCCUACUUCCGGAAGCGGAUGGUCUGGGAAAUCCUCCACCGAAAGCUCUUGUGAAGACCGUCUCAAUUAGCAGACAUGGACUUGUGGGGGACCAGCUUUCUGUUGUCUACAGCCAGAGACCUUCGAAACAGCUGCUCCCAACCCUCUGUUCUUGUAAAGUCCUUGAUCCUGGACCAGGCCCUGGAGAGAUGCACUCACAAGCACAUCUGCCUUUCCUUUUGUAUCUCAGAUACUAUUUUUGCAAAGAAACUUUGGUGCUGUGAAAGGGGUGAGGGACAUCCCUAAGCUGAAGAGAGAGACUGCUUUUCACUUCUUCAGUUCUGCCAUCUUGUUUUCAAAGGGCUCCAGCCUCACUCAGUGUCUAACUAGGGGCCUGAGAGAAGCUUGGAAAGACUCUUGGUUUCAUAUAAACUCUUGUUGUUAAGGCCUUACUAAGAGGUAGGAAAGGACGUGGGCAAAAAGGUAGGGAUGAAAACCACCAGCAUAUAAACGCACACGUACAUACACACAGGAUUUUCAAGAUAUGUCACCGGGAAGGUGACUGUAAACUGGACUUUGGGGCACCUGCAUAAGUCCCUCCUCCAGGACUUUUCCUAUUUAUAUGCCCCUUUGUGAAAUCAGUCUGCUUCUGUACAAGGCUGUUGUAUCAUCUGUAGCUUCUUCCCCUCCUGAGGCACAACACGUGAGCCCUGGGUGGACCCCAAAGUCCCAGGCAGUCCUUUCCUUAAAAGCAGAGGUUUGCAUGUGUUCGCAACACAUGAUAUGGGGAAGACCCACCCAGGGAGCGGUUUAGUGGAGCAACAAGGCACCACUUUUACUGUUACCUACUUCUGACCAAGAAGAAGAAGGACCUCAGUCUUUAGCAUAAAAUUCCAGCAUUGGAUGAAUGCAGGUCUAGUUUGGUCUGUGGCUAGCUAGUUUAAAUAUGUUUCUAACCACAGAGAAUUUAAUAUAUAUAUAUAUUUCACAGGGAUAUGCUUUUUUUUUUUAAAGGGCUGAAUGUGUUCACCAUUUUAGCCUGUAGAUUUAUUACCAUUUUCCAAAUUUAGCUCCAGCACGCACAGAUCCCAGCCCCUGUGUGUAGGGUGUUUGUGGACUUCCUAACAGAAUAUUUUGAGGCCUGGAUGCAUUUUGGCUUAGGGGUAGAGGUGACAGAGGGAGGCAAGAUUUUAAACUGGGAAACGGGUGGAAUUUGGACUGAUCGACUUGAGAUUGAAAAACUUUUGUUCUUUGUAGCAUCUCCCCAUCCUCUGAGCGCUCCUCAGGCUAGAUAGUGAAAUGAUCCAAUGCCAGUGUCAUUUUGUACUUAAGUUCCAAAAUAGGAACGUUUUAUACUUUUUUCUGUAUUGUAAUAGGUAGUUUUGUAUGAAAUCUUCUCUUCCCUUGUACCUCAUCCUUUCCAACAUUGUGCUUUCUCCCUGGGCUUAUUUGAAAAUUUUACUCUGUUUUAUAUCAAGCUUGUUUAGUACAUUUUUCUAUGUGUUACCACAGGUUACAAUUUGAAAAGAAAACUAUUUUUUUUAAAUAUUCCAUUGUUAACUGAAUGUUACUGUUUCCACUCCAGCAACUAGAUGUCCUGCCUUUUUCAUACUGCCUGCCUUUGGGGGGAAGACCACCUUUUAUUUGUUUGUUUUCUCUUUUUUUCUUCUUUCUUUCUAGUUUUUUUUCUUUUUUUCUUUUUUUCUUUUUUUUCUUUCUUUUUUUUUUUUUUUUUUUGGUGUUUUCUAUAGGAAAUAAAUAGCUUUCUAUAUAUGAGUUCUUGGGACUUUUCACAUUCUCUUUUAGAAAGCUAUGGCAUGCAGGCUUAUUGUGGGACACCUGAACAUUGAUUCUUGGUACUUAAUGUAUUUAAGUGACAACUUGAAAGGUAUAGAUUUUGGACCAUGAAUCAAAAGACUUGAGUUUUUCAGGCACUCUUGCUAUUGUCUGGGGGACUCAGAACAAGAUACUUCUCUGUAUUUAUUGUUUGUCCAUUUAGAUAACAUCUGUCUUACCUUCCUCACAGACUUUUUGUACAGACCAAAGCAGCAAAUAUUUAUUGCCAUGUAUAGCAGAAAAUGAAACAUGCAACAAAAGCACUUUGAAAAAUAUAUAAGGAA